AUGGCGUUGACAGUCAAGCAGCUGAAUGCUGACGCCUCAUUUCUUCUCACCUUCGAACCUAUCGUGCCCGAGUCGACACCGGGCAUUUCCCCCCGGCCGUUCAGGAUAUUAAUGGACCCAUGGAUCACAGGACCGUCCACCAUCUUUCACUCUAUUCUUUCAACCACAACUCACAAGGAGUCUCCAUGCGUGUGCUCGCUGGAACAUCUCCCGGAACCCGAUCUCGUCAUUAUCAGCCAGCACAAAAGCGACCAUUGCAACGAGGCCACGCUUCGGCAACUACCACCCAGCGGGACGAGAACCCUAAUCCUGGCGGAACCGGCCGCGGCCAAGGUGAUUCGGGGCUGGAGGUACUUCGACAAGAACAAGGUCCAUACGAUUCCACGGUGGGAGGAUCCUCAAACCACGGGGAAGCAGGCCGUCAUCCGCGUCAAGGUGCCGCCAUUCACACCAGGUGGGGAGUUCGGCGAGGUAUCAGUCGCGUUCAUUCCUCAACGGAGGGAUUUCAAGGGCCUUCAUGCCGCCAUCGGCAUCACGUACCGGCCACCUCCAACAUGGCCAAGGUUCCCACAUCUUCUUACACCCCCGAGGACCCCCGUAUCUCAGCCACAAGGCACACAAGUCUCUCCGUCUCCCAUUCCCGGGGCAGCCCGCUCCAAAGCUGAGCCGGCAUACAUCAGCCUGCCGACUCCCCCGGAGACUCCCAGCAGCACCCAAUCCCUCCACUCCAUCAACUCCGCUACGUCGACCCCGCCGCCAACGGACGCCCGAGACCGAGCAGUAUCAGUUAUCUUCUCUCCCCACGGCAUCUCAUACCGCUGCCUACACCAGUACGCCGCCUCCCACCUGGCCGCCGAGGCGGCUCUGCCUCUCACUGCUCUCCUGCACUGCUUCGACACUGUUUCGAACCCGUGGUGGCUCGGCGGUAAUAUCUCCGCGGGCAUGCCGGCCGGACAGGAGACGGCAUCGGCCCUAGGCGCAAAGGCCUGGGUUAGCACGCACGACGGCGACAAAGACGUCAGGGGCUUGGUCACGAGGAUGCUGAAGACGAGAAAGUACGCCCGCAAGGAGAUCGCCGACGUCGUCAGCCCCUUUUCGAACACCAGCCACCGCGACAAUAGGUUCGACCGGGAGGGGUCAGGCAAUGAGGGUAAUGGCGGUGGGGGUAAGAGUACUGAAGUGCUUGUUCUCGGGGUUGGCGAGGAAGUUGCGAUGACCCGGGAGGGUGUCUGGAACGUUGAGCCGCGCGCUGGAGUAUUUCCGCCUCGCAAACUCCCCGUGGCGGAGAAGACACUGCAAGGUCGGGCGCGAGGACGGAAUUUGUCGCCGAUUGUCACGCGUGUAUGA
Molecule: messenger RNA, 1347 nt
Organism: Colletotrichum siamense
Lineage: Eukaryota; Fungi; Ascomycota; Sordariomycetes; Glomerellales; Glomerellaceae
Exons: 1
Coding region: 1-1347 (448 amino acids)
Source: RefSeq, a predicted model, not a curated record